Molecule: messenger RNA, 1684 nt
Organism: Quercus lobata
Lineage: Eukaryota; Viridiplantae; Streptophyta; Magnoliopsida; Fagales; Fagaceae
Product: nicastrin-like
Exons: 7
Coding region: 195-1463 (422 amino acids)
Biological process (GO): protein processing
Cellular component (GO): plasma membrane
Source: RefSeq, a predicted model, not a curated record
GAAUUUAUAUUUGGUACCGUCACUCUCACAGUCAGUGGGUAUGGCCGGGUCAGCGUGAACCAAAAACUGCCUUCAAAUUCAAAGCGACGGCCACAGAGAGACAGAGUACUGAAGCUGCUCUUCUACUAUGGUCGUCUAGGGCUUCCACAAGGAUUCUUCCGAUACCUAAUCGAAACAUAAGUAGCGAAUCCGCCAUGGCCACCAACAACAACUUCCUUUUUCUUCUUCUUUUGCUCUUCAACUUUCAUUUCCGCCUCUCUUUCUCCGAUGGUGAUUCGAACUCCAUGGAGUCAGUUCCUGAUCUUCAAAAGUCAAUGUACAAGGUCAUUGAUGGGUAUCCUUGUGUCCGAUUGCUCAGUCUUUCUGGUCCAAUUGGUUGUUCAAAUCCUGGAAGACAAGUGGUCGUGGCCCCGAUUGUAAGAUAUCAAAAUGCUACUCAGUUGUCUCAGUCCUCUUCAAUUUUGGUGUCAUUGGAUGAAUUUCAAAGUUUCAUCACCAGGCACGCCUUUUCUUUUAUCUGCUUAUUGUGUAUUGCUUCAUCUGCCACAAAUGAGACAUUGGAUGCCCUAGAGCAAGCGCAAGAUUCACUGAAAUCUGAACACAUAAUCUGCUCAGUAGCAAAUGCUUCAAAUCCCGGAAUACCUCCAUCGUCAUUGAUGACAUUCCUGCAAAAGAAUUCUCAUACUUCCGGGGUUGUUUUGGAAGAUUUUAAUAGUGUCUUCAGCAACAAGUUCUACCAUAGCCACCUUGAUGAUACAUUGAAUAUAAACUCUUCAGCAGUAGUGGCUGCAGCUUCCCUUGUUGCCCGUACCCUUUACAUACUAGCAAGUGACAAUAAUACUUUAAGCAGUUCAGCUUUAACUGCUAUCAAUGUAAAUGUCUCACUCGUUGAAGAACUUAUGGGUUGCCUAUUGGGCUGUGAUCCGGGUCUUUCUUGCAAUCUGGUGAAGAACUAUAUAUCACCCACUAAUACCUGUCCAAGCCAUUAUGUUGGUGUUAUCCCUGAUGAGCCUUCCUCCACACCUUAUCUUGGAUAUGUAGAUGAUGUCUCCAGAUUCUUGUGGAAUUUUUUGGCUGACAGAACAUCUAUUCCCAGGGAGAAUUCUAGCUCUACUUGUUCAAAAGGUUGCAACAAUGGUGAGGUUUGUGUGAGAGCUGAAACAGAAGGAAAGGGAGUGUGUGUUAUCUCCACAACCAGGUAUGUUCCAGCAUAUUCAACAAGGUUAAAGUUUGAUUCUGAAGCUUGGAUUGUCUUGCCCCCAAAUUCCUCUGACCCAAUGGGAAUGGUGGACCCUGUUUGGACGGAGAGCAACUGGAAUGCAAUUGGGCUCCGGGUCUACACAGUCCAGAAUGGUGCUUAUGACAAUCUUGUUUUGCUUGGUGGUAUGGCCAUCACAGUCUUGGCAUACCUUGCAAUAGUAAUUACGCGAGCAUUCAUUACAAAAUCCUUGAAGCGAGACUGACAAGGUUUAAAUCAACAUAAAUUUUGAAGCGUACAUGUGUGGAAAUGUGAUGGUAAAAUACAGGAUUUGAUCCAUUGAUUAACUUGUUAUAGUGUUUAGAUAGUUGAGGGGAUGUUGCAUUAUUUGAGCUUCAUCCUUGUGCCAUAUGAACUUCACUGAAAUUAGAUCAAACCUUGUAUUGUUAUCUUACUAGUGUUAGAAAUGUAAAUGGGGUUGCCUAA